AUGGAGGAGAGUAAUCCUUUCGGCGAGGAUUUGCCGCUUCCACCGGCCCGGCUUUUUGAACGUUUAAGUCAACUGUACGGCUAUACGUGGGACCAAGCGAUCGAACCGUUUCAUUCGACAUACAAUUACUGGCAUAUCUCAGGAUAUCGUCAUGCCUUAGAGUCUGAUCGAUCGACCCCUCUCGCAAACUCCUCCGGCCCCGCCUCCUCUGGACCGUCGAGCCUCACUCGCUUCUCUCCUCGCACAGAAACCCGGCCGUCAGCUCGUGCCUUGCGGAGAUUGAGUGCAAGCGAAACUAGCAGUGAGGUUUCACUUUCGAACCACCAUAGUUUGGAGGCAGAAUCAAUAUGGAUACCUGUCGUCGCGCGUAUUUCCACGAACAUCAUCCGGCUCGAACGCGAGUUUCACAUGCUGAGAUCGAUCGUACAAUCGUCAGAUCCGGAUUGCAAUCAUACAAUACGACCGAUCGACCUGGUGCGAUUGCAAGCAGACUCCGACCAGUCGAAAACGCUCUUGGUUGCCAUUUUUGAAUCGCCUGGACAUGACAGAUUAAGAGAUCUGGUCACAUUUGGCCCUGCCUCAUUUGCGGCGGGGUCCAGAGGGGAAGGGAAUAACAGUACGCCCAACGAGCAGGUCUCCUUACAAGCAUUCUUUGACUUUGCGAUUGGCGCAUGUGAUUGCUUGGAGAUUUUACAUUAUGGCCUCAAAACAGUGCACGGUGAAAUCCGAGGAGAUGCCUUCCAUUUUUCUGCCGAGACUGGCGCAGUGAAACUUGCAAAUACCGGCAACGGUGCUAGAUCAUUUGACAACGUUCUCAGCGAUGGAUGGUCUUCAGUUUCGCGCGAGCUUGGAGCUAAGUAUAAGCUGCAGUUCAUCGCCCCGGAACAGACUGGAAGGAUGCCCACAGAGCCCGAUAGUCGCACUGAUAUCUACGCCCUGGGCUUGUUUUUCUGGUCCAUGCUGGUUGGAAAAUUGCCCUUUGAAGGAAAUGACCCAGUCGACGUUGUACAAAAUGUCCUAGGCAAGAGGUUAAUACCAGUAUCCGGAAAGCGAAUGGAUAUUCCGGACGCCCUCUCGGCCGUGGUUCAGAAAAUGACCCAAAAGGUCGUCCAUGAUCGCUACCACACGAUAUCAUCGGUGAAGAGAGAUCUGACAACUAUUGUAAAAUUGCUUGGAGAUGGUGACAGUGAAGCAUUGAACAAUUUCCAAGUUGCGCAAGGAGAUGUGUCUUCCUUCUUCACCCUUCCAACGCAAAUGUUCGGUCGGCAAGAAGAAUACGACAAGAUAAUCAAUGUCAUAAGAAAAGUCAAUCGGCGCCAGGCGGCGGCCCUGGCCAAAGCUGGAGUCCAAAGUCCUGGUACAACGCACGCCCUCACGUCAGCUUCGUCCAUCUCCGAGGGCCGCGUUGAAAGCUUCGAGUUUGCUUCUGUGUCCAGUGAUUCUGGAUCUUUCCAUCUGCAUCCUCGAUCGAUGUCCAAUGUCACCAGCCAUCACAACUCACAAACCAGCAACCAUGAAUCUUCACCGGGUAGUGAUACAUCGAAUUCAACCCCAAAGAAUGGCUCAAUUCAUAUCCCUGAUGUGUACGGCCAGAGUCCAAGAGCACAGUCGAGCAGAAUGAAAAGCCCAUCGCAUUCCAGAUCUUCGCAUAAUACAGAUCCCUCUGUUGGCCACCAGAGUCUACCGUCCACCAGCUACAAUACCGGCAGUCAAACGGAUUCAUUCCAUUCCAUGAAUAAACAUAAAACUGGUCCUAAGUCUCGCCACCAUGAGCGCUGUGAAGUAAUUACUAUCAGCGGUGCUGCCGGCAUUGGGAAAACGGAUCUCUUGAAUCGAAUCCAGCCAACAGCACGCAAACUCGGGUGCAUAGCGAUUACUCGUCUUGACUCAGCCAAACGCGUUCCAUUUGAACCAUUUGCCAAGCUACUGGCGAGUCUUUUGCGCCAAAUUUUCUCCGAACGUGAUGUGACCACGGACUACCACAACAGCGUUCGGAUGGCCUUACGACCGAUGUGGCCGACUCUCCACAGAGUCUUGGAACUCCCCGAACAGUUGAUGUCUCCCGGUGCGAAAUACAGACCCACUGAUGCGAAAUCUAACCUGUUCCUGCCAGACAAGGGCGAGCCAUCCAAACACGUUAACAUUCCCGGGCUGGACCAGGGCCAGAGUUCUCUCGAUUUCUUCUUAUCCAAUGCUGCCUCAAAGAACAUGCGGCUGAUGGAGACAUUCCUUGAAAUUCUGAGAACGCUGUGCCAAUUCAAACUGAUUACUAUAUGUCUGGAUGAUCUUGAACAUGCGGAUGAUGAGACGUUAGAUUUGGUAUUGAAGAUCAUCAAAGCACGACUCCCCUGUGUGGUUAUACUGGCAAGUCGCAAAGAUGAGAUUGCCUCUGAGCAGGUGAGGUCUUUGUUCGAUCAAGAACUACCCACGAUCACUCGAAUUGCACUUGAGCCGCUAGAAGAGCAGCAUGUGAUGGAAAUUGUGGCGGUGACUAUGCAUCAGCAACCCAACCAAACACUGACUCCGCUUUGUGCGGUCAUUCAGGAGAAGAGUCGAGGAAAUCCUUUCUACGUCCGUGUAAUGCUCGAGACUUGUUACAGAACGAACUGUAUUUGGUAUUCAUGGAAAGACUCGAAAUGGUUGUUUGAUCUCGAUCGGAUUUUCACGGAGUUUGUGGCGCCAGAAUAUGGGGAGGGUCUGGGACUUGGGUUCCUUACCAAGCGUCUACAAGGCAUUCCAUCUGCCGCCCGAUCAAUUAUGGUCUGGGGAGCACUUCUGGGCAGUCCAUUCUCGUUUUCCUUGGUACAAAAGCUCUUGACGAGUGAAUUUCUCUACUCAACCGAUGAAGAUAAAGAUACCGAUCUCACGUCACCACAAAAUUCUACACUACUCAGACAAUCCGAAGGUGAUAUAAUUGUUGGGUUGCAAUUCUUGGUUCAAGCAAAUCUUUUGAACGCCGGGAAGACGGAUGACGAGUUCAGAUUUGGCAAUGAACGUCUCUCACAGGCUGCUCUCUCUUUAGGCGAGAGUCAAAAUAUUGAGAAGAUGCAUUUUAUCGUCUCACAGGUGUUGAUGAAGUAUUAUCAUGAUCAUCGCAGUCUUUACUCAAUGGCUCAUCAUGUGGCACUGGCCUCACGGACAAUCAAAGUCCGCGUUGGCAGGCGACUCGAAUACCGUCGCAUCUUAUGGGAUGCUGGACAAACUGCUUCUCAAUCAGGCGCGCGGACCUCCGCACUCUGGUACUUCCGUCAUUGCAUUGCUCUACUCCAGGAUGAUUUGUGGAAUGACCGCAAGCCCGACGUUUAUUACGACGAGACCUUGCGGCUGUUUAUCGCGACUGCCGAAAUGGCGUGGUCUCAAGGGCAAAGCGAAGAGGCUAUUCAGUUGAUCGACGAGGUCUUUGCUCAUGGCAAAGACGCCAUAGGUAAGUCCAGAGCCUGGAUCAUCAAAGCCAAGAUCUUUGCCCAGGUCGGCGAUCAUCACCGCUCCAUGGAGGCACUCCUCACUUGCCUUGACGAACUUGGUGUGCAUCUUCGUAAACCCACAACUUAUGACGAGUGUGAUGCCGCCUAUCUUCGCCUGAAAUCUUAUCUUGAGACUGCCGACUUGAGCUCUAUCGCGCAAAAGCCAAUCUCUCAAAACCCCGUUGUGAUGACCAUUGGUUCAGUGAUGGCAGAGGCUAUGACAGUCACUUACUGGGACGACGCAUUGACAUUCUAUCGGAUGGCAAUUGAGGUGAUGAACAUUCAUAUAUUUAAAGGUGGAUUCACACAGAUCGCAAUUGGGUGCUCCCAUCUCGCCAUGAUCUCCAUGAGUCGGUUUAACGAUGUUGAGUUUGGCUCUAAGCUGAGCGAUCUCUCCUUGGAAUUACUUGAACGUUGCCCCGAACUUUGGACACAGAGCCGAGGUUCGAUCGUCCAUAACCUCUACGUCAGCCAUUUGCGUGUUCCUAUGGCGUCGACACUCCCAGCUUUGGAAGCCUCCCUCGAGGCGUCUUUCUCGAUGGGCGAUCCUUAUCUAACUUUGAUCAGUAUCUCUUCCAUGGCUAUGACACGACUGUACCUUGGUCAAGACAUGGCCCAAUUGGAAGCUUUCUGCAUAGAGACACCCGAGGAAAUCCCCAUGUGGCAACAAGAUACCCGCGGCGGAGCUAGUCUCAUUGCAGUUCAACAAGUUGCCCGCGCGCUUCAAGGCAAGACUGGUUUCCGGUCUGCUGAUGAUGUUAUGUCGGACGCCGAGCACAACACAUCCGAGUUCAUGGUGCACCUGGAUGCCCAUUCCAGCAACGCCGAUAGACCUCGCGACAUCUAUUGGGGUCUUGCGAUGAUCCCUCUUUUCUUGUUCGGCCACCACACCAGAGCUAUCGAAGUUGGCACUCAAUUGCUGUUCACACGGCACCGACUUUGGUCUGCGCGUGUGUCUUAUGUGAUUCAGUUCUAUUUGGCGACCUCUCUCCUUAUGCUUCACAAUGAUAACCCUGCCCAAGGAUAUCUUGAUGGCAAGAUGGAUACGGUUCUAGAAUACAAACGCGUGAUUGAUUUUGCUCGAAAUUCCUCAGAAGCAAAUUACGGAAUGUGGGCUUUGAUUCUGGAAGCCCUAAUAUCUGAGGUUCGCAAUGAUCACAGCGCAUCUAUCCAGAAUUAUGAAGCUGCGAUCGACCAUUGCCAAAUCCAUGGUUGGCCACUCGAAGAAGCAUUGGCACUUGAGCUGCAAGGCGAGUUUCUGGUUAGACGUGGAGCGAAGAGAGCAGCUCGCGCUGUGAUCCAAGAGGCCAUUGCUGCAUGGAGCUCCAUCAGUGCUACAGGGAAAUCAACACAACUGGCCGAGAAGCAUGAAUGGUUACUUAAGACAGCCACCUCGGCAAAGACUGUUGACGUUGGCUGUCAAACCAUGGAUUCGCUGCUUGAGAUUGGCCGUGAGGUUGCACCGGAGGAGAUAUUGAUUCCUCAGCAAAUGGAAGAAGACGAGAGAAGACACCAGUGGAUCGAGCAAAAUGGCGUUGCGGCUGGAGAGCGGUCUUUGGACAUAUCAAGUGUCGGGUUGGAUAUCAUCGACUUAUCCAGCAUCCUCGAGUCUAGCCAAGUCAUGUCAUCUGAACUCCAAAUUGACAAACUUUUCACAAAAAUGCUUGAGAUUAUCUUGGAGUCAUGCAAUGGCUCCGACUUUGCAAUAAUUGCCACUGACUUCGAUGACAACGGCUUCGCAAUCGCCGCAGCUGGUGAUGCCGAGAAGGGACAAAAGUCGUUCCCUGAAGGUCUGCCAUUCUCUGAAAUGGAGGAUCGGAUGGCCUUGCACAUCUCGCAUUAUGUAAUGCGAACAAAGGAGGAAGUUCUUGUUCACAACGUACUCGAAGACGAACGCUUCUCUAAUGUCAAUGAGUCCUACUUGGCAAAUUUCCCGGCGGGUCGGUCUGUCAUAGCACUGCCAGUCGUGCAAGGCGAUCAUCUUCUUGGUGUCAUUCACUUGGAAGGAAAGCCCCACUGGUUCACACAGCGCAACGUUGUCGUAUUGCAUUUGCUUUGCAAUCAAGUCGGCAUUUCGUUGUCCAACGCUUUACUUUUCCGUGAAAUUCGUAAGGUCAGCGCCAAGAAUGCUUCCAUGAUUGAAUCUCAAAAGCGCGCACUGGCGCUGGCACGCGAAGCGGAACAAAAGGCAAAAAAUGCUGAAGCCGAAGCUAAGCAUAACGUGAAGCUCAAAGAAGAUGCGGCCAGGGCCAAAUCAAUUUUCCUUGCAAACAUCUCUCAUGAUCUGCGUACGCCCAUGAACGGUGUUAUAGGUCUGUCAGAACUCCUCAAAGGCACACCAUUGGAUAAAGAGCAAGAUGAAUAUGUUGAAUCAAUUCGUGUGUGCGCUGAUACUUUGCUCACCCUCAUCAACGACAUUCUCGACUUUUCAAAGCUUGAGGCUGGCAAAAUGAAGAUCUCAACAGUCCCACUCAACCUUAAACAAACCAUCUCAGAGGUCAUUCGUGCUCUGCGAUACACGCAUCGUGACAGAGGGCUGGAGACCAUCGAAAAUUUGGACAAAGUUCCACCGGAGCUCGUUGUUCUUGGAGACCCUGUCCGUUUGCACCAGAUCUUCAUGAAUCUUCUUAGCAACAGUUACAAAUUCACACCUGCCGGCUCAGUAACGGUCAGGGCCCGGGUUGCUCGUGAAGGCAAAGGUCGUGUUCGCCUUGAAUGCUCCGUUGCCGAUACCGGAAUUGGUAUUCCAGACGAACAAAAAGCACGCCUCUUCCGACCAUUCUCACAAGCCGAUCCAUCCACCGAACGAUCUUAUGGCGGCAGUGGUCUUGGUUUGUCAAUCUGCAAAGCUAUUAUUGAAGAUGUUCUUGGCGGAGCUAUUUGGCUUGAAUCAACUUCCGGCGUAGGAACGACCGUGACAUUCCACCUCGUUUUCAACAAAGCGCCCAAGAAGACAGUUGUACAAACUGCAUGGUCUCAAGAUCUGAACGAAGCCGAAAAGAAUUCGCGCCGCACAUCAGCUCGUGAUCUCACUCAGAUCCCUCGGGAUCAGAUUCGAGUAUGCAUUGCGGAGGACAACCCGAUCAAUCAAAAGAUCGCCGUCAAAUUCGUCACCGGUCUCGGCCUCGAAUGCGAAGCAUACAGCGAUGGCAAACAAGCGGUGGAUGCCCUGCGCGCAAGAUCCGCAGAGGGAAAUCCCUUCCAUGUGGUUCUCAUGGACGUGAUGAUGCCCACCCUUGACGGAUACAACGCCACCCGCGAGCUACGUCGUGAUCCCGAUCCAAACGUGAAUGAAGUCCUAGUCAUUGCCAUGACUGCCAGCGCCAUUGAAGGCGAUCGUGAGAAAUGCCUGGAGGCCGGCAUGAACAAUUACCUUCCGAAACCGGUUCGCUCGCCCAUCCUGAGCGAACUUUUAGACACAUAUCUCGCCCCCGUGCCCUCUUACCCUAAAUCUCGUCUUGCCAUUCGAGAAAAGCGCUCCAGAGCAAGCAUGGAUGCUGGUGCUGGUACACCUACCAGUUUCUCCUCAUCGGCCUCAGACGAGCCGAAGCCCUUGUCUUUGUCUCUGGAAAAGAAAUGA
Molecule: messenger RNA, 7044 nt
Organism: Penicillium soppii
Lineage: Eukaryota; Fungi; Ascomycota; Eurotiomycetes; Eurotiales; Aspergillaceae
Product: putative sensor histidine kinase/response regulator
Exons: 2
Coding region: 1-7044 (2347 amino acids)
Biological process (GO): phosphorelay signal transduction system; protein autophosphorylation
Molecular function (GO): ATP binding; histidine phosphotransfer kinase activity; phosphorelay sensor kinase activity
Source: RefSeq, a predicted model, not a curated record